Molecule: messenger RNA, 2038 nt
Organism: Micropterus dolomieu (smallmouth bass)
Lineage: Eukaryota; Metazoa; Chordata; Actinopteri; Centrarchiformes; Centrarchidae
Product: LIM homeobox transcription factor 1-beta-like
Exons: 8
Coding region: 173-1303 (376 amino acids)
Biological process (GO): neuron differentiation; regulation of transcription by RNA polymerase II
Cellular component (GO): nucleus
Molecular function (GO): RNA polymerase II transcription regulatory region sequence-specific DNA binding; DNA-binding transcription factor activity, RNA polymerase II-specific
Source: RefSeq, a predicted model, not a curated record
UGAAAACUCUGGUUUCAACUCUGCGGAUUUUACAAACCCCUUUUGCGUCAUUUGGUUUUUGCCCCAGGCUGCGGGGUUGCAGAGGUGAGAAAGACCACAUAGACCGGGAUCUCACGGUUUAUGGAAAGUGCAGCUGGAGCGUGCGGAGAGGGUUCACACUGCGAGCUUAAAGAUGCUGAACGACACUCAGAUAAAAGACGGGCUGCGGACCGACGCGAGCUCUCUGGACGCCCUGAUCGGCGGUGACUCUCCCCAGCAGGCAGUGUGUGAGGGCUGCGCGCGGACCAUCUCAGACCGCUUCUUGAUGCGGGUCAACAACGCGUCCUGGCACGAGGAGUGUCUGCAGUGCGCCGCGUGCCAGCGGCCGCUCACCGCCACCUGCUACUUCAGAAACACAAAGGUCUACUGCAAGGCGGACUACCAGCAGUUGUUUGCCACCAAGUGCAGCGGCUGUCUGGAGAAGAUAGUACCCACAGAGUUUGUAAUGCGAGCACUGGAAAGUAUUUACCACCUCAGCUGCUUCUGCUGCUGUGUCUGUGAGCGCCAGCUGUGCAAAGGAGACAAGUUUGUUCUAAAAGAAGGUCAGCUGCUGUGCAAGAGUGACUAUGACAGGGAGAGGGUCCUUCUCAGCACAGUCAGUCCAGACAACUCAGACUCAGGUAAGAGCGAGGAUGAGGAUCUGGAUGUGAAGACAGAGAAGUGCCGUGCAGCAGGGAAAGGCAGUGAUGACUGCAAAGACCCUCGCCGUCCCAAACGGCCACGCACCAUCCUCACCACUCAGCAGAGGAGAGCCUUCAAGGCGUCCUUCGAGGUCUCCUCCAAACCCUGCAGAAAGGUGAGAGAGACCCUGGCUGCAGAGACAGGACUCAGUGUACGUGUGGUCCAGGUCUGGUUCCAGAACCAGAGAGCAAAGAUGAAGAAGUUAGCCCGCAGACAACAGCAACAGCAGGAGCAACACAACAGCCAAAGGCUAGGCCAAGAUGUAAUAUCAGGUUGUAUGGAGGGCCUGCUCAGCUCGUACUCAGGGCCGCUACCUCCAAACCAGCAGCAGCCGGUGUCCAUAGAGCACAACUGCUGCAACACUGACCCAUUCCAGCAUGGCCUCACCCCACCACAGAUGCCUGGUGACUACAUGAACCCCUACGGUACUGACUCCAUCUUCUAUGACAUUGACAGUGACACCUCUCUGACAAGUCUAAAUGACUGCUUCAUGGCCACUCCAGAUGUAGGCUCCUUGCAAGUUCAUGUGGGGAACCCCAUUGACCGCCUGUACUCAAUGCAGAGCUCCUACUUUGCCUCCUGAGACCCUGCCAUCAUUGUUGGUAUUACCCCACCCACCAGACCACCUCCCAGGCCAUAAACAGUGAGCAUACAAACAGGAUAGAAUCCACCAAAUAUACCUGACUGACCUCCAGCAGCCAAAGGAAAGGUUAAACUUCACAUGCCUCCACAUGCCCCCCGCUAUCACAGUACAUUUGACUUUUCAUCUGGGUUCAUUUGUAGCUGUCAGUAUUUGUACAGAUAUCACAAUGGUAGUGUUUAUUAUUGCUAUGAAAAGUUGGACUGAAGUUCGAAGUCAGAGAUUUGAAAAUGUAGUCCACAUCAGUGUCACAGAAACAUUAGUCAACAUGUGGCUUAGUAUGUAACUUAGUUUAAUAGUUUUUAAUAGGUAUUAAUAAGGCUAUGUUAUUUUUAAUGGGACAAUAAGCAAAUAUAGUUUAGUAGAGCCAACUACCAAUCUUUUCUGGUUAAUGCCAACUAAAUGAUAACUGUUGCUGAAUGUAUAUAAUGUAUAUGUAAAAACUGUUCUUCAGAACCAAUCCAGUUUUGCAUGUUAGGAUGGACCGCAAUUUAUUUAUUUAUUACCAACAUGCUGGUAUACAAUAAAUCAAAAAUUUAUAUUUAAAAAAGACAAUAUGAUCCCAUUGUAAAGUUAAAAAACAAUAAUUAAUUAUUGUAUUCUGCUAUUUAUCAUAGUAUUUGUGUUGUUGAGUUUGUAAAUUAUCAUCGUUCAUCGCUAUUUAUUUUUUUCCAGUGA